CCGAGGAAGCACCCACAGACAGUGACAGACCUCGGCGGCCAGAGGGAGGACACGCAACCUGUUGACGUGAAACAAGUGUGAGCUGGAGCUCAUGGCAGGACCCCAGCCCGUCUGCAUCUCCACAUCAUAAGCUAGGACACAGCAGAGGCUCAAUUUACCAUCUGCCCACUGGGGACCACUGGAGGCCUCACAGCUACUUAUUUCACAUUUUUUGUGUUAUUGCAACAGCAAACCCAACAGGAGUUCUUUGAACUCUUUGUCUUUCAUUCCUGGAAAUUGUACCUUGAAAAUUGACAAACUCCAGAGAAGAGGAAUAAAAAGCUCCAAGAGACAUUUUUUAAUAAAGAAAAGAUGGAGGACCACCUGUUGAAGAUCUCCAUGAUGUCGUCCUCUUCCCCCAGUGAGUCUUCUUUGAGCGGCGGGAUGGACGACAGCAGAGGAGCCAAGAGUCCAUCCCCAGGCAAAGCUCUGAGCCCGGCUCUGGUCUGCAAAGUGUGCGGAGACACCAGCAGCGGGAAACACUACGGCAUCUAUGCCUGCAACGGCUGCAGCGGCUUCUUCAAACGCAGCGUGAGGAGGAGGCUCAUUUACAGGUGCCAGGCCGGUACAGGCAUGUGUCCAGUGGACAAAGCUCAUCGCAACCAGUGCCAGGCGUGUCGGCUGAAGAAGUGCCUGCAGGCGGGCAUGAAUAAGGACGCAGUACAGAACGAGCGGCAGCCCCGCAGCACAGCUCAGGUCCGCCUGGACUCCAUCGACGUGGACCCUGAGAAGGAGCACCUGGCCACCACACGGGAGCCCGCCUCCUCUUCCUCCUCAUCUCACUCCUCCUCUUCCUCCUCCUCUGUCAUCACGUGGCCCCACAUUACCUCCUCCGUGUCCAUCAGCUCCUCCGUGGCCCCCCAGCGCUGCACCAGUCCCCAGAACAACCACCGCUUCAUGGCCAGCCUCAUGACGGCCGAGACCUGCGCCAAGCUGGAGCCCGAGGACGUUGAUGAGAAUAUUGACGUGACGAGCAACGAACCGGAGCGAGCGUCCUCGGAGUACCACAUGGCUCUGUACCCGUCCAGCUCCGAAAACGUGUACGAGACGUCGGCGAGGCUGCUCUUCAUGUCAGUGAAGUGGGCAAAGAACCUGCCGGUGUUUUCCAACCUGCCCUUCAGAGACCAGGUGAUCCUGCUGGAGGAGGCGUGGAGCGAGCUCUUCCUGCUCUGUGCCAUCCAGUGGUCUCUGCCUCUGGACAGCUGCCCGCUGCUCUCUCUGCCAGACCUCUGCCCCGGCAUACAGGGGAAGACCAGCUACACCGGCCUGGACCUGCGCGUCCUCCAGAAGGUCUUCAGCCGCUUCAAGGCCCUCGCCGUCGAUCCCACUGAGUUCGCCUGCCUCAAGGCCAUCGUACUCUUCAAGCCAGAGACCUGUGGUCUGAAAGAUCCAGAACAAGUGGAGAACCUGCAGGAUCAGUCUCAAGUGAUGCUGGGACAACACAUCCGCUCACACUACCCCAGUCAACCAGCCAGGUUUGGAAAGCUGCUUCUUCUUCUUCCCUCUCUGCGUUUUGUGAAUUCGGAGCGGAUAGAGCUGCUGUUCUUCCACAGGACCAUCGGAAACACACCCAUGGAGAAACUGUUGUGUGACAUGUUCAAAAACUGAAAACCAUUGCCCCCCCCCACCCGUUCAGUCAUCAAUAAUCUUCAUGUUUGGAGCGAUGAUAUUCAACAGAUAUUUGCUUUGUAUUCAUGUAUACAUAUCAGAGAAUCUGCGUGCUGUUAUUUUUUCAAAGGCCACUUUAUUAUUGUUUGUUGGUUCCGCGUCAGGUCAUCCUAAAAUCAAAUUCACUUCUUAUUAUCAUGCUUGCUGUCUAUUUGUAUCAUAUUAAGACUUUGAUUUGUGUCAGAAGAGACUCCUGAUCACAUUUCAUCAUCUAGUGUAUCAUUACUUUUGUCUUUUUUGUGACAUUUACAAUGCAGAUCUUUAUUGUUUGGUGAUAGAUGUCCGUCUAUAUCUAUGUAUAUCCCUGCUGUCAUUAAUGUAACUGUUCAUAUUCAUGUUUUCAUGCCUUGAUAAACUAAAAAACAAUGCUUAAAAAUG
Etheostoma spectabile (orangethroat darter) is the source of this 2085-nucleotide messenger RNA. Its product is annotated as photoreceptor-specific nuclear receptor. The record is from RefSeq and is a predicted model, not a curated record. Gene Ontology annotation, biological process: regulation of DNA-templated transcription. NCBI's taxonomy places the organism in Eukaryota, Metazoa, Chordata, Actinopteri, Perciformes, Percidae. Bases 352 to 1647 code for a protein of 431 amino acids. Gene Ontology annotation, molecular function: DNA-binding transcription factor activity; sequence-specific DNA binding; zinc ion binding. The transcript has 8 exons.